AUGGAAAUCUCUGAACUAGAAAAGAGAGCAGGUAUUGAUGAGAACACAAUAAAUUUAAACACAAUCCCUAAUAUUAAUCCUGAAGGUAGCAUACCCUAUACAACUAAUAUUAGAUUAGGAGAAUAUAUGAUUGAAAAGAUUAAGAAAGCUGGCCUUUUGCCACUAUGGAAUUUAUUAAUUCAUUCAGUCUGUACAUUUGGUUCAUUUUUAAUUGUAUCGAUGAUUGUUGGUAUACUAAUAGUCUGUUAUACUACACCAAAGCCAUCAGUUCCAAAAUGUGAACUGAAAUUUAAUCGAAUCGAUCCAAAUCCAGUUAAAUAUAAAUAUGGACCACGAUCAGUUGCUACAGGUGAUUUCAAUAAAGAUACUUGGAUAGAUAUGGUCGUUGUUAAUAAUGCUGUCGAUAGUAUAACUGUCUAUUUUGGAAAUAGUAAUAUUGCAUUUCAGCGUCAAAUGCAAUAUUCGACUGGUCCAGGUUCAUCUCCUCGUAUGGUCGUCGUUAAUGACUUGAAUAAUGAUCAUCAACUAGAUAUUAUAGUGGCAAAUUUUCGCACCCAUAAUCUUGGAAUAUUUCUCGGCUUUGGAAAUGGAUCGUUCGCUAAUCAAUUAGAAAUAUCCACUGGUGUAUCUCGUCCAGCUUCGAUUACUAUUGCAGACAUGAAUAACGAUACAUUACUUGAUAUUGUUACUGCCAAUUAUGGAACCCAUAGUGUGAGUAUCUUCUAUGCAUACGGAAACGGACGUUUUUCAAAUUCAGUAUCGUACUCGAUCGGUUAUGACGCUCAACCCAUCUCGUUGAUCACUGGUGAUUUUAAUAAUGACAAUUAUGUAGACAUUGCUGUGGCGAAUUAUGAUACACACAAUAUAGUUAUUCUUUAUGCAAAUAACAAGAGUACUUUUGAAAAUCAGGUUAUCUUAUCAACUGGUCUUGGUUCUCAUCCAUGUUCAAUUGCUGCUGGUUAUAUCAAUGAUGAUUCAUUCCUUGAUAUUGUUGUUGCCAACUAUGGAACUAAUAGUGCUGGCAUGUUUCUCAGCAAUUUUAACGGAACUUUUACAAAUCAACAGACGUUUUCACUGGGUAAGGUUUCCCCAUAUGCGAUAGCCCUUGGUGAUUUCAAUCGCGAUAAUAAUAUGGAUAUAGCUAUCACAAAUCAGGGCGCAAAUAAUAUCGGAAUACUACUUGGAUCUAAUACUGAUAAGAAUAUUUCUACAAGUUCUAUAAAAUAUUAUUCAACAGGUUCUUUGUCUUCGAUUAUGUUUACUAUAGUUGAUUUGAACGGAGAUAAUCGACUGGAUAUCAUCGUUGUAAGCAAUGAUACUGGUUCCAUCGAUGUUCUUCUUGGUUAUUUUGAAGGUUUUCCCGAUAAAGUAACUUAUUCAACUGACUCUAGUCCGACAUCCGUAAUUGUGGGCGAUCUAAAUAAUGAUAACCGAUUGGACAUCGUCGUUGCCAAUGCUGGUAGCAACAAUGUUAGCGUUUUUCUCGGAAAUGCCGAUGGUUCAUUUACCGAACAAGUAACUUAUGUAACUGGCUUCAAUCCUACAUCUGUGAUUGUUGGUGAUCUAAAUAAUGAUACUCGAUUGGAUAUCGUCGUCACCAAUGCUGAUAGCAACAAUGUCGGCAUUCUCCUUGGUCUCGACAGUGGUUCAUUUGCCGAUCAAAUGACUUUUGCAACUGGUUCUCACCCUGUGUCUGUAACUAUUGGUGAUCUCAAUAAUGAUGCUCGAUUGGAUAUUGUCGUCGCCAAUGCUGGUAGCAACACUACGAGCGUUCUUCUCGGCCAUGGCAAUGGUUCAUUUGCUGAUCAGAUAACUUAUUCAACUGGCUCUGACCCUGCGUCUGUGAUUGUUGGCGAUCUCAAUAAUGAUACUCGAUUAGAUCUUGUCGUCGCCAAUGCCGGUAGCAACAGUAUCAGCAUUCUGCUUGGCUACGGCAAUGGUUCAUUUGCACAUCAAGUAACUUAUUCAACUGGCUCUUAUCCUGUGUCUGUGAUUCUUGGUGAUCUGAAUAAUGAUACCCGAUUAGAUGUCGUCGUUGCCAAUCGUGAUAGCAAUAAUGUUGGUAUUCUUUUUGCAAAUGGUGACGGCUCGUUUACAAAGGAAAUUACUUAUUCAACUGGCCUAACUCCUCACUCUCUGACUGUGGGUGAUUUCAAUAAUGAUGCUCGAUUGGAUAUUGUCGUCGUCAAUGCUAAUAGCAACAAUGUUGGUCUUCUGCUUGCGAAUGCUGAUGGCUCAUUUGGGGCCCAAGUAACUUAUUCAACUGGCGUUGGUCCUUACUCCGUAGCUGCGGGGGACUUUAACGAUGAUUCUCGAUUAGAUAUCGUCGUCGCAAAUUAUUAUAGCUAUAAUAUCAGCGUACUUCUUCAGUACAAUAGAGGAGCACUUGCAAAGAAUAUGACAUACGCAUCUGGUGGCGGGUCCAGUCUACGGUAUAUUGCUCUGGCUGAUCUAAAUAAUGAUUCGCGUCCAGAUCUGGUGGCUGCGAACUACGGAACUAAUGAUGUCAGUGUUCUGUUUGGCCUGGGAAACGCUACUUUCCGAAGUCAAACAACGCCAAUGCCUAGUUCAAAUUCACAUCCAUCAUCAGUUGCUAUUGCUGAUUAUAACGGUGAUCAACAACUGGACAUUGCUGUGAUUAACUAUGUUUCAACAAAUGUAGACCUGAUGAUUGGAAAUGGAAACGACACAUGCAUAACUCAAAUAAAUAAUGGUUACCAUUUUGUUUCAUCUCCCUUCCUUCUCACUGCUGGCGACUUUAAUAAUGAUGGACGAUCAGAAAUUGUGGUUGGGUUCGAUGACAACGAUAAUAUCGAUGUUCUUUUCUCAUAUAACAUCGGAUCUUUUACAAUUGCACGAUCGUAUUCAACUGACUCGAAUCCUGCAUCUGUGUUUGUUGGUGAUCUAAAUAAUGAUACUCGAUUGGAUAUUGUAGUCGCCAAUGCCGGUAGCAACACUACGAGUGUACUUCUCGGUUACGGCAAUGGUUCAUUUGCCGAUCAAGUAACUUAUUCAACUGGCUCGAAUCCUGUGUCUGUAACUAUUGGUGAUCUCAAUAAUGAUGCUCGAUUGGACAUCGUCGUUGCCAAUGCCGAUAGCAACACUACGAGCGUUCUUCUCGGCCAUGGCAAUGGUUCAUUUGCCGAUCAAGUAACUUAUUCAACCGGCUCGAAUCCUGUGUCUGUAACUAUUGGUGAUCUCAAUAAUGAUACUCGAUUAGAUCUUGUCGUCGCCAAUGCUGGUAGCAACAGUGUCAGCAUUCUGCUUGGCCACGGCAAUGGUUCAUUUGCAAAUCAAGUAACUUAUUCAACUGGCUCUUAUCCUGUGUCUGUGAUUCUUGGUGAUCUGAAUAAUGAUACCCGAUUAGAUAUCGUCGUUGCCAAUCGUGAUGCUAACACUGUCAGCAUUCUUCUUGGUCUCGGCAAUGGUUCAUUUGCCGAUCAAGUAAUUUAUUCCGCUGGUUUUUACCCUUCCUCUGCAAUUGUUGGUGAUCUCAAUAAUGAUGCUCGAUUGGAUAUUAUCGUUACCAAUUAUUACAGCAACAAUGUCAGCAUUCUCCUUGGUCUUGGCAAUGGUUCAUUUGCCGAACGAAUACCUUAUUCAGUCGGCAUUGGCCCUUGGUCCGUUGCUGUGAACGACUUUAAUAGUGAUCGACAAAUGGAUAUCGUUGUCGGCAAUGCUGGUAGCAACAAUAUCAGCGUUCUUCUUGGUCACGGUAAUGGUUAUUUUGAAAAUCAAAUAAUGUAUUCAAGUGGUGGAUUCUCCUCUGGAUUAGCUGUUCAUGAUUUGAAUAACGACAGUCACCCGGAUGUUGUUAUUACCAAUCCAAGUAACAAAUGUGUGAGUAUUCUUUUGGGCCAGUCUAAUGAAGUUUUCGUACCACAAACGACACUCACUACUGCCAACAAUUCACGACCUCGGGCCUUGGCAAUCGCUGAUUUUAAUAAUGAUAAUCAUUCAGAUAUUGUUGUCGCGAAUUCUGGUACCAAUGAUAUUGGUAUUUUUAUCGGACAUGGUGAUAUCUCUUUCACGAAUCAAUCUACAUAUUCAACUGGUCCAAAUUCAUCUCCAUACUCUGUUGCUGUUGGUGAUUUUAACCGUGAUAGUUACGUAGAUAUUGUUGUCACUAACUAUGGUACUGACACUAUAGGCAUUUUUCUCGGUCGUGGAGGCGGUAAUUUCACAAAUCAAACUACAUAUUCUACUAACGUGGGCUCUAGACCAUAUUCAUUAUCUGUCAUUGACUUUAAUAAUGACACUUUUCUUGAUAUUAUCGUUGCUACUUACGAUGACAAUAAUCAAGGCAUCUUUCUUGGCUAUGGUGAUGGAACAUUUGACAAAUUCCUUGUUGUUGGCACUGACUAUGGGUCACAUCCUUUUUUGGUGUCUUUUGGUGACUUUAACAAUGACAAAAAGAUGGAUUUUGUAGUAGCUAAUGAAGGCACUGACAGUUUGAGUAUUCUCGUACAAACUUGUUAA
Messenger RNA from Adineta ricciae, 4479 nucleotides. NCBI's taxonomy places the organism in Eukaryota, Metazoa, Rotifera, Eurotatoria, Adinetida, Adinetidae. The record is from the annotation of a GenBank genome assembly.